Molecule: messenger RNA, 1801 nt
Organism: Mesocricetus auratus (golden hamster)
Lineage: Eukaryota; Metazoa; Chordata; Mammalia; Rodentia; Cricetidae
Gene: Mmp10
Product: matrix metallopeptidase 10
Biological process (GO): extracellular matrix organization; proteolysis; collagen catabolic process
Cellular component (GO): extracellular matrix
Molecular function (GO): zinc ion binding; metalloendopeptidase activity
Source: RefSeq, a predicted model, not a curated record
AUGAGUGGCCACUAGAACGAAGAUACACAAGUCAGGAGCUAGAGAAGGAGUGCAUUUUGCAGUGAAGGCUGUCUGGAUGGAGCCGCAUUUUACAGUGAAACCUGUCUGGAUGGAGCCUCUGGCCAUCCUGCUGCUGGCAUGCCUGCCAGUCUCUUCAGCGUACCCUCUGCACGGAGCAGUGAGGCAAGAAGACCACCCAAGCGUGGAUCUUGCUCAGCAAUAUCUAGAAAAGUACUACAACUUUGGGAAAAAUGAGAAGCAAGCGUUUAGAAGAAAGGACAGCAGUCCUGUUGUCACAAAGAUCCAAGAGAUGCAGAAGUUCCUGGGGCUGGAGAUGACAGGGAAGCUGGACUCCCCCACCAUGGACAUGAUGCUCAAGCCCAGGUGUGGCGUCCCCGAUGUUGGUGGCUUCAGCACCUUCCCAGAUUCGCCCAAGUGGAGGAAGAACCACCUCACCUACAGGAUUGUGAAUUAUACGCCAGAUUUACCGAAAGAGAGUGUAGACGCUGCCAUUGAGAAAGCGUUGAAAGUCUGGGAGGCGGUGACCCCACUCACGUUCUCCAGGCUCUCUGAAGGAGAGGCUGACAUAAUGGUCUCCUUCGCAGCAGGAGAGCAUGGAGACUUUUACCCCUUUGAUGGACCAGGACAGAGUCUGGCUCAUGCCUACCCACCGGGGCCUGGAUUUUAUGGAGAUGUUCACUUCGAUGAUGACGAGAAAUGGACGCUGGGACCAUCAGGGACCGACCUAUUCCUGGUUGCCGCUCACGAGCUUGGCCACUCCCUGGGUCUCUUCCACUCGGACAAAGAAGCUCUGAUGUACCCUGUCUACAAGUUCUCCACCGGCUCGGCCCAGUUCCAGCUGUCUCAGGAUGAUGUAGAUGGCAUUCAGUCCCUGUAUGGACCACAGCCCUUCUCGGAUGCCACAGUGGUACCCAUGUCCUCUGUCUCUCCGAGACCUGAGAUCCCAGCCAAGUGUGAUCCUGCUCUGUCCUUUGAUGCAGUCAGCACCCUAAGAGGGGAACUGCUGUUCUUUAAAGACAGGUACUUUUGGCGCAUGUCCCGCUGGAAUCCCGAGCCUGAAGUCCAUUUGAUUUCGGCAUUUUGGCCCUCUCUUCCUUCACACUUAGAUGCGGCCUAUGAAGCUCACAGCAAAGACAGAGUUUUCAUUUUUAAAGGAAACCAGUUCUGGGCAGUCCGAGGAAAUGAGGUCCAAGCAGGUUAUCCAAAAGCGCUCCACACUCUCGGCUUCCCUCCCACCGUGAAGAAAAUCGACGCAGCUGUUAGUGACAAGGAGAGGAAGACCACGUACUUCUUUGUUGAGGACAAAUACUGGAGAUUUGAUGAGAAGAGACGUCUUAUGGAUAAAGGCUUCCCCAGGCUGAUAAAAGACGACUUUCCAGGAAUCGAGCCACAGGUUGAUGCUGUGUUGCAGGCAUUUGGGUUUUUUUAUUUCUUCCGUGGAUCAUCCCAGUAUGAGUUUGACCCCAAUGCCAGGACGGUGACACACACCCUGAAGAGUAACAGCUGGCUUCUCUGCUGACUGUCACAGAAGAUACACAAACACUGGAAAAUGCGUCCCUCAUUUCUCACUUAAUUUAUUGCAUGUCACAAUGACUAACUAUUCCUGUAUGCUGUGUGGCUCAGGAAGACGAGUCCAGGAGUCUUUCUCGUGAGCAUUUCCUGGACCCUGUACUUCUCUUGAGUCGUGUUGCACAGAAGUGAAAACCUCUCAUCUCAGCAGUGACAGGGUGUGUCUCCGCGCAUCUCCUAUUGUUUAAUAAAGAGCUUUAUUUUUGGACCA